AUGUCGCUUUGCAUUCACGUGGCCCUCCUGAGCGGGAAUCAGGUGCAUGUUCAGCUGGAGCCGAGCUGCACCGUCGAGGUGCUCAUGGAGCAGUCGCAGCAGCAGCUCGGAGCAAUUGUGAACAGACUCAUGGGCGAGGACGGGAGAGCGCUGCACAGGACAGCUACCAUAGCUGAAGUGGGCCUCCAUGACAUGGAAACGGUCUUUGCUUUGCUGGGGCAAGAGGCAGUGGCGGCUUCUGGGUAUGCCUUCGCUAAAAUCUUUGCGGGUGGCUCUGUCGUAACAUGGGGUAGCGAUGCUUGGGGUGGGGACAGUGGAGUGGUGCAGCCGCUGUUGAUGGAGGUAGCACGUGUGCAAGCGACAGAGCGCGCCUUUGCCGCCAUCCUGCGAAACGGAGCUGUGGUCACCUGGGGUUCCCGUGCCUUUGGAGGUGGAUGCAGGUCUGUGCAGGAGGAGCUCCGAGAUGUCCAGCAAGUUCAAGCCUCUGAGCGUGCCUUUGCAGCCAUCCUGGCAGGUGGAUCGGUGUUGUGUUGGGGAUCCUCUCAGAAUGGUGGUGAUUGCGCCGCCGUCCAGGAUCUGCUAGUGGACGUCAGCUGCAUUCAGGCUUCGAGAGGUGCCUUCGCCGCGAUCCAUGCCAGCGGGUUAGUGACCACCUGGGGUCAUCCAGACUAUGGCGGGGACAGCGCUGCAGUGCGGCAGCAGCUUACGCAAGUACGACAGAUCCAAGCGUCAGGAAGAGCAUUCGCCGCAAUUCGGCAUGAUGGAUCCGUCGUCACUUGGGGUUGUGCCGACCAUGGAGGGGACAGCACUUCUGUCCAGACGCUUCUGAAGAAUGUCGAACGCGUUCAAGCAUCUGACACGGCGUUUGCUGCAAUUCUCCUUGAUGGAUCUGUGGUGACGUGGGGUUACCACAAGAUCAGCAGAGACCUAGUGCUGGAGCAGUUCCGGGCGGUUCAGCAACAGCUGCAAGGUGUACGGCAGAUCCAAGCAUGCCAGAGCUCUUUUGCGGCCAUCCGGCAUGAUGGACGUGUGGUGGGCUGGGGUCCGGUCGGGGUCUUGUCAGCUGGUCUGCAAGCUCAGUUGAGAGAUGUGCGGCACAUACAAGCAUCGAGCCAGGCCUUUGCUGCCAUUUGUGGAGAUGGAUCUGUCGUUACCUGGGGAUCGGAUGGGGCCGGGGGCGACAGCAGCGCUGUCCAGCACCUGCUCCGCGAUGUGCAGCAGAUCCAGGCGUCUGAGCGAGCCUUUGCUGCUCUCCUUCGAGAUGGACGGAUGGUAACUUGGGGCGAUGCAGGCUACGGGGGCGACUGCAGUGCUCUUCAAGAUAGGCUGCUGCAUGUGCAGCAGAUUCAGGCUUCCAAGCGCGCUUUUGCUGCAGUCUUAGCAGAUGGAUCGGUUGUAACUUGCGGAUUCCCCGAGGAGGCUGGCGCCGAGAGCAGCUGA
Messenger RNA from Symbiodinium sp. CCMP2592, 1440 nucleotides. The record is from the annotation of a GenBank genome assembly. Lineage: Eukaryota; Dinophyceae; Suessiales; Symbiodiniaceae.